This is a messenger RNA of Athalia rosae (coleseed sawfly), 7026 nucleotides long. RefSeq lists its product as uncharacterized. The coding region runs from base 1021 to 6879 and encodes 1952 amino acids. NCBI's taxonomy places the organism in Eukaryota, Metazoa, Arthropoda, Insecta, Hymenoptera, Athaliidae. The record is from RefSeq and is a predicted model, not a curated record. The transcript has 19 exons.
CGAGGGAAUAUAAGGGGUGUUUCGAGCCACUCUGAAUAAUAAACAAGCGCAACAAUCAAUCGCUGAUAGCUCACGGUGAUUGAUGCCCCAACUUGGUUAUUCAACGCGAAUAGAAACAUCGACUGAAAUUAGAAACGUAACUCUCAUUCGAUCGUACUAUUGUCCGCAAUUUCCCAGCUAUACUUUUUACACGCCGAUCAGUCACCGUUAAUAGGCGAUCAGUCGUUUACCGGUCAGUUGUAAUUCCGGUCAAUUUUCUCACCGAGUUUCUUGACUCAGAAUCGAAAAUCGUCGCGCGAUAAAUAGAAGAUACUUCGGAGCCGUUCAAAAAUUUUUUAAAAAUCCUCGAAACAUUUCGGUGCGAAGUAACCGUACGAGGAUACCCGAUAUCGACACGCGGCGAGAGCAGCGAGCCCUGAUCUCCUUCGCAUGCAUUUAUUCAUUCCUUAUCUUCACGGCGUAUCGGGUGCGUUGCACGUGCACGAGACGUAUGAAGGGAAACGGGGAUUCCCCAUGGCGAGACGCUGCACCGGUCGUACGUUUCUUUCACCGGCACCUGAAUACGGGAACGCCAAUAGUCCUGCGUGGUCACACCUCCCCUGUCCUGCAGCCUCUUCGCGGCUGCCGCCUCCCGGCGGGGUGAAUCGGUCGAUAUUUUCACUAUACCGUACGAAGAACUGGGUAGCAGCAACCACCUUGCUGGUUAUAAGAGCGUCGAGCGGCAGUCACAUGCCCGAUACCGGUGGCUAGCGGUCGAACUCUGGAUUCGCGUCGUCGGGCCUCGCCAACGAUGUCGUGUGCUCGUAUUUUCGGAAAAUUGAACCGCGGAAAUUCGGGGAAUACCAGAGAAACUGCGACGCCGCCCUCCGUCUCGUGACUGGACCUCCGAUAAACCCGCGUCUCAAAGUCUUUGGAGAUCCUUCGAAAAAACGACACCAAUCGACACGAAACAAUUUCCCAACGACCGCAACGAUGACGACGAGAUAGUCCGAGGUAACGGAUCAUGGAAUCUGUAGGGUCAUGCCUGCUCGCUUGGAAGUGGCACCGAAGAUGACGGGGUCUACGAGUUCGAGGGCACCACAACCGCCCAAGGACGUUGCGCCUAAAACUGAACAGCAUCAUACGACACGGGGAAAAAUGACACCGAGGCCGCAAUCGGGGCAAUCGGGACAGCCGAUACAAUUGACCCCGCUGUGGGAACACGUGGUUCGGACUCGUCGGUUUCCGGUAACCGUAGACACGGAAUCUACGUUCCGUGAAAUUUCCGACCGACUGCGAGAUCCCGAGUGGGAAGUCAGACAGCACGCACUCAGAGUACUCGUCGAUGUUCUGCCCGUACUCGAUCAAAACCUCGUCGACGAGUUGAUGGUUCCGGUCGUCCCGGAACUGGUCACUAACCUGGGUCAUCCGGCACCGGCUGUUAGAAAGGGCGCGCUGGAUACCCUCAGAGUUUAUCUUUGCUACAGUCAAGAGAAGAAAAACAUGUUCCAAAAGAUACUGGACGAAGGCUUCACCCGACCGGACGUUCUCGACAACUUUCAGAGCAACGUCAGCAUGGGGGUGAUCCUAAGCGUUCCAUCUCUGCUCUUUCCAUCCGCCGGGAGUCCCAGGCCCCCGGAAGGUGCUCUGAAAUUCGCUAUAAAUGCGUUGGCAUCGCGUCUGGUCCAAGUUACUCAUCAGGAGGCUGCGCUGAGAUCUUUGGCAAGGAUUCGCGAGAUAAUCGGUCCCAAAGAGUUCAAUUCGUACAUGGUGGAUUACAACGCGAAUGUGAAACGUGAUUUCGAUGUACUAUGUGAAGUUUACCGCGUGAACGUCGACCAGGACGAUCGGGUGGUAUCGAAUGUUGAUUCGAAAGACGGGGAAAUCGAAGGAAUUGUGCCGUUGAACAAACGGUGGAACAGCGACAGCGAAUCUUCCGACGAUAUAGACGACUGCGCGGACGACGACGAUGAUCGGGACGAUAUACUGGUGGGACCGAUGCCACCGGGUCGCGUGGUGUUGGAAACCGAGAUAAAAUUCGACGAGGAAACGGCGAUCACCAUGACGAUUUUGGAAGAGAAAGCGAAAAACCGCGACCUCGCUAAUUCCGAAACCGACAGCGAUUACGAUGCUGAAGACGCUGGCAUUAUUCAAGUUAUCGAAGACGCUCUGCCGGAGCGUAGGAAAACGCGUAGGAGGGUACGUUUCGGUGGAGAAAUUGUGAAACUUCGAACGCCGGACAGCGACGAGGCGAGCGUUGGAAAAGUGGAAAUACCAAGGACGAAGAUACCGCUUCCAUUAUUCCCGGCUACGAAAAUGCCGCUCGAUCAUCGCAGGUCCUUCUCGCAACCUACCAGUCCCACCCAUUCGAAAUACUCGAAAAAACGUUCGCUCUCCAGCAGUCCGAAGAGAGAAAUUUACACGCACAAUGCGUUGCUCAGUCCCAAAAAGGGAAUUCUCACGAGAUCCGGCAGUCCCGUAUUCCUCAUUCGUCCCGCAAAGCCGAAAAAAGAGAAACAGAAAAAUCUGUCGAAGAAAAUUUCCGAGACGCCCAACGGAGUGGCGAGAAAUUCGACGCAAUUGAAACAGAUCACGGAAAUCGCGCGAGCCGAUGAAAUAUCGACGACCGAAAACCCUGGAAACAACCAGGGGGAUGCUGAAGUCGCGAACGCGCGCGAAGAGCAAACGAUUCCAACGGAGUUUGACAAGGAGACGAUCAAUUUGGCGAAGAGCGCCGCGGACGGCGAUCAUCGCACCGGCUUCACUGCGCCGCAGCAAAUCGAUCCUGAUAACCAAGCGAAAGAUCGAAGCCCAGCAAAAACACCAAGCCUGGCGAACACGCCGAAGGGAUCACCGAAGCGCUCAUCCCGACCGUCGAGCCGUGUGAAUUUCGACGUGUUCCCGAAACAGGAGAGAAACUAUAUUCUCAUGGAGUUGUCUAGUCCGGAAAGAAAGAAGCACGCCGAUAUGAUAAACGCCGUGAAUGACGCGCGCAAUGAUUUUUCACCAUUCGGGGAGGCGGUGAACGAUGUGCCGAUCGGCGCGAAUAUUACGACCUCCAAAUCGGAAGCGGCCUUACCCGAUCAAUCGCUCAACCGGAUAAUCGAUGGUAUUUCGAAGUCCGCGACCCAAACGCCGGGCAACCCACAAACGGCGAUGACGCAACAUUUUCCGACGACAAUGAAAACGACUCGGCAAAAUGCCAGCAAUAUCGUGCUCACCGAUGCCCAGGAAAAGUUGACGAAAGACCGCGAUUUUUCGUCGAAUGUUUCGCACGUGAGAAAUAUUCAAAAUUCGAAGGAAUUCGUGGAGAAUUUCAGAGGAAGCUACGCGGCGGGAAUCGCCGAGCCUCGGAAAAAAGAGAGUGAAAAUUUUAGUGCGCGCACCGAUAUCGGUGUUGAGAAAAAUCGUAGCUUUCGCGAAUUGACAACUGAGAGGCAAACUGCGUCGUCGAACGGACUGGAAACGGAAAGCGAAAGUUUGACCGGCAGCAGCAGCGAAGGUGAAGGACACUCGCAGGAACCCAGCUGGGAAGAACUUGGAUUAGUUAAUCAAGAAACUUUGAACGACCUUCACAAUAAGGAUGACUGGCGCGCCAGAGUACGGGGUCUCGAACGUCUCGCCUCCGCCCUAAAAACCUCUUCAGCUUUGGCGGCCAUCGAGCCCAGAUUAGGUUCACUUCUUCAAUCUGUUUUGGGCGGUGAAAGGAGCUGCCGGAUAGCAGCAGCCGGAAUGGCCGUGGCAAGGGUGGUAAUUUCCGGUGUCUCGGAGGACGCUCUGAGGAGAAGACUGCCUCAGUUGGCCUGGGGGUUGACUCGACAAGGUGGUCCGCACGCGGCACAACUCGCUAGAAUCGCGAUGCUUCGUCUGAGGCCCGCUCUUCUAUUGGACCAGCUUCUCCAACCGCACUGUCUCGGGGCCAGGAACGGAAAGACCAGGGAGAACGCCUUGCAGCUCCUCAUCUUCUCGUUGGUGACCUUCCCUAGCACGGAAUUCAAGGUUCACACCGUCGCCCGUAGGGUUGCCGAAACGGUCGGCGAUCGCCGUAAAAGGGUUAGACAAGCUGCCCUCGACACGCUCGCUGUAUUGGGUCAAAUUUACGAAACGGAGGAGGUUUUGGAAGCCGGAGAGAGAGCCGCGAGCGGUAGGCACGACUGCGAUUCGAUGAAAGCAGCGAUCAGGUCACGUCUGGCUAGAAAAUCCUUGCCACUCGUCUCCGCCGACGGUCUCGUGGUCUAUGGAUUGCAGAUUUCACCCAACGUUCGAAUCGCAACGGGGGCUGACGUCGAUUGGAUCGUUGCCGGAAGUGGGUCGCUGUCGCCAGGUUCCGGACGAAGCAGGGGUCAACUGAUCGGAAUGACGGCCAGAUUGGACAGCGCGAGUAUUUUCAGGUCCGAGUCAGCUAGAAUCAACAGCCCUUGGGCAGAGCGACAGGAAGUUAUUGCCGUGCAAGGAGUCGGCGUUGGUCCGAGGGAACAAGCUUUCGCUUGGCAAGUUCUUCCCGUUCAGAAUCAAGGUCGCAUGAGGAGCAACCCUCCUCCCCAAGAAGGUCCCGGUAACAGAGCCGAGUCCCGAAUCCCGAUUCUGAACACAAGAGAGCGAGGAUCGCCUAUGAAGGAGUCGUCGAACGAUAAGCUGAUGCGUCGGGGCGCCGGGGUCGGCGAAGCACCCAUCGCUGGAAUGACGUUGAACGAAAUAUCGCGACGGGUAACGCCGGGUUCUUCGAUCGCCGCGGAUCCCGGGGGAUUCUACAGACUUGACUCCCGCGACGACAACGUCGGAUAUGCCUCGAUGUACCAACGCCGGAGACGACUCGUCGGAAGCAACGCGUUUCAAAUGACACCGGACGUUCAGAAUCAAUUCCCUUCACCCGGACAGCGAUACGGGAACAAUCAGCAAGGGAGGAAGUUGCCAGAGCACAUGGACGGGGAGACCAGAACUUCUAGGGGGCGAAACGAACCAAUGAGGGAUUCAGCGCUGCCCGAAAUGUCAGCCGUUAAUUACCAAACAGCUAAUUCGGAAAAUCGAGGCAUGUCCCACAGUUCGGAGAGGAGAAAACGAUCGCAAUCGCGAUCGCGGGAGCGACGGUGCGAGGUCGAAACCAGAACGGCUCCUUGCACACCGAAAACGUCGACCACUCGAGACACUUACGGCACCAUGUAUCAACGACGACGUCGUCUCAUAGAAGGGAACGCAUUUUUGGCCCUAGAAACAGGUCCGAGUGGGACGAAUUAUUACCAACAGACGCGUCGCUACUCUCGUCAUCCCUCGGAUAAGAGCGACCCUCCGAAUCCCGUGGAUAGACCGAGUAGAGGUAGCGAUGCGCGACGAUCGUACAACGAACAUGUCAGGGAAUCGGUGCUAAAACUUCCGGAGAGGGGCCAAGGUAUGACGGAAAUACCGACGGUCAAUCUGAACGAGAUGAAAAUCAACCGUGGAGGGUCGUCACGGGGUUCGGACGAGAGACAACAACAGCGCAGGCCGAAAUCGCGCAACGAAGAAAACGGACCCGGGGAUAACGCGGACGCAAAAAUUGGCUCCGUGUUUACAGAUAAAACUGUCGUGGAUGACGAGGACUAUGACAUCCGACGUCAGACUUCGUCGCGAUCAUCCGUCUACGAAAUUCAGAGUACCAGUAGCAGAAAUUCUCAAUAUCAAGAUUCAUCAUUAACAGUUAAAAGAGCCACUCAGGACAUCAAUGAAUUCGAAGACGACGCCGAUCGUCCGGCGAGUGCUAAUAGCUCGAAUUCGAACAUAUCAGUGAACAAAAGCACUGAAACUAGAAUUCACAAAGUGAAUGGUAACCACCGAAACAGCGAAGAUGAAAUACGAAGCCGAAGCAAUAGUCCAGGGAGUCGUAACAGCGGAUCGUCAACCCCCCGUAGUCAAACGGCCGCGUUCGACGUCAUGCCCUUUGAAACGGUACCGGAAAGGAGGAAUUCCGUGAACUCUUACGUCAUAUCUCUGAGCUCGAAAAGGUCGAACCUUCCCGACGAGUCGAUCGCGGUUGAAAUUGAGGACGAAAAUUUCAGUACUUCGGACAUCGAAGCGGACGAACAAACCGACGAUCAAUCGCUGCAAGACAAACUAAGCCAUGAUUACGAGAACCAAAAUUUCGGCGACGACACCGACGACACGUUCGACAAUAAACUUACGCGAAUAAAAGGCUCCACUCGCAUGCCAUUCGGCAGCUCUACGGAAAGCGAGUUCUCUCAAAUUACUCCGAGAGAUUCAUCGUUCCGGCCCAAUAAGUCCUUCAAUAGGGCAGGGGAUUCACCCCGUUCCUCGCACUCCUUCCAGCAGCUCGCCGAAGAAGAAUCUAUAGCCUCCUCCAAGCAAUCUUUGACAUCCAAAGAGUCCAGAGAAACCGUCGUGUCGAAUCACGGCGCAAACAAGAUUCUCCCGAGCUACGAAAUCGAGGAAGACGAAACGAAGCAGAACGUCGCUUAUGGUUAUUCGUCGCCUAAAUCAUCGGAGUCAUUUGUCGAAGAAGCACGCGAUUUACCCGACGAAGAUGAAGAGGAACCUACACCGGAUGACUCUGGAUCCAUGCCGUCUUUGGGGUCACGUAGUUUCCAAGAACUUGAUCGACCAGAAUUAUACAGUACCAGUAAUUCUGCUUCGAUAGUCAGGUCUUCGCACAGUCAUUCCAACGAACAGAUAGAACUGGAAGACGGUGCAUACGGAGAGGAGGCAGCCGAUCAUUCGAACGCGACCCCCGACUCGAGGAAUUCGAGAAACGGCUUGAGAACACCUGCGAAAGAUGCUACGCCCACUCCGGAACCGAGCGAAUUUUCAACACCCGGCAAAUCCAGUCGAAACGAGCGACCGCAAAGUCAAAUCGGUUCGGAUCUUCCGAAUGUUGCGGUCAGCAGGGUAAAGUUGAACGAUAUGCCGUGAAACAAUGAAAAAGUAUCAAAGAAAAGUAUUAACAAAUUUUUCAUUAUACUCCACAGGCUGACCAAUCAUUGACACCGGGAUCAGCAGCUCAUCCGGCUAAAACUCAGGCAUCAAAAGUCCCGCGAAUCAAACCAAAACCUCGAGUAA